AUGGACGCUAUUCCCGAGUUUGCUGGGGGUGACUUCAGUAAAACACAACAGAAAGAAAAGAGUGUAUUAACGCUGUUAACAUCUACACACCCACCAUCAUUUCUCCAUUUCCUCACUGUUUCUAUCUUUUUCUUCCAUUUUUCUUUCUUCUUUUUUCAGUCUUUUCUUUCUUUUUCGGUUUUUUUUUUGCUUAGCGUUCGCUUCUUCUGUUUCUUUUCAUUUUUCGCUUUUUCUUUCUUUAUUUUCUUUCCGUUUAUUAUUUUCCUUUCUUCGUUUUUUGUUUCUUCCGUUUCUUUCUUUGUUUUUGUUUUUUUUUUAAUCUUUUCAUCGUUUUUGUUUGAUGAGUUCAUUUUCUUCACUUUUCUGGUAGGAAAAAAACAGAAUCUAAGUCAGAUACCAAGUCUCUCUCUCCUUUUUUUCCUAUCUAUCUAUCUAUCUAUCUAUCUAUCUAUCUAUCUAUCUAUCUAUCUAUCUUAG
Acanthosepion pharaonis is the source of this 477-nucleotide messenger RNA. NCBI's taxonomy places the organism in Eukaryota, Metazoa, Mollusca, Cephalopoda, Sepiida, Sepiidae. The record is from the annotation of a GenBank genome assembly.